Molecule: messenger RNA, 945 nt
Organism: Xenopus tropicalis (tropical clawed frog)
Lineage: Eukaryota; Metazoa; Chordata; Amphibia; Anura; Pipidae
Gene: ripply2
Product: ripply transcriptional repressor 2
Exons: 4
Coding region: 214-588 (124 amino acids)
Cellular component (GO): nucleus
Source: RefSeq, a predicted model, not a curated record
CCCGGCUCUCUGGGUGCGCACUUUCACACCUGCCCAUGUGUACGCAAAGUUACUCUCUCACCUCAGUGUCGCCCUCGGCCCGAAGGGAGGUGACUAGACCUUUGCAUUCCAGGGCUCUUAAUAAAAGUCAGAAGUUGAUGAGUGAGAGUUGUAGAGAGAGUCAGGGAAGUUGGAUCAUUAGGCAGGUCUGAGACACGGCGAGAAGGUUCCCCUAUGGAGUCAAAUCAACAGAGAGGCCUUGGGAGCUGCGGGUCAGGCACCGGCGCGCCUGGCGAGGGCCAAUGCAGUAAUGUGGCAUUGUGGAGACCUUGGCACCAAGCCCCCAGAACAGAUGCGACUCCACACAGUGAAUCUACAGUCCUGCAGCAGUUCUACAGUGACAAUCGGUCAUAUAUGAAUGAAAAAGGGAAACCCUCAGCUUUUCAACAUCCUGUUAAGUUAUUUUGGCCCAAAUCAAGAUGCUAUGACUUCAUGUAUCAGGAAGCGGAGCAAUUAUUGAGACAUUUCCCUGUCCAAGCUACAAUAUCCUUGUACCAGGAGACAGACAGUGACAGUGAUUCUGAAGGUGAAGAAAUGUACGAUAAUUAAAUCCUGGACAGUCACAGAUCGUAGCUUAAUCAGUGGAGAAGGACUGAAGGACUUUGGUGUUGAUGAAAAGUUUCGCGGAUAGAUGUGUUCAGUUCAUGGAACUAUUACCUCUCACAGUGGACAUUCUUAACACCUGAUAUUGCAAUAAUACCUACUUGUUGGAUGCUAAAUCCUCACAUCUGUAUAAAGUUCUUUAACUUCUGCCUUAUGAAUGAACUAAAGCCCUCUUUUAAAACUCUGUAAGGAUGGCGUUUUUUUAUUUUAAAAAGCACUUUUUUUCUUCAAUGAGACUAAUUUAUUUCAUUUUUUUAUUUGUACUGCUGUAAGAUGAUAUUUAUAAUAAAAGGCUAAAAUGCA